Hevea brasiliensis (rubber tree) is the source of this 1057-nucleotide messenger RNA. Its product is annotated as elongation factor 1-delta 1. The coding region runs from base 178 to 873 and encodes 231 amino acids. Gene Ontology annotation, molecular function: translation elongation factor activity; guanyl-nucleotide exchange factor activity. The record is from RefSeq and is a predicted model, not a curated record. Gene Ontology annotation, cellular component: eukaryotic translation elongation factor 1 complex; cytosol. NCBI's taxonomy places the organism in Eukaryota, Viridiplantae, Streptophyta, Magnoliopsida, Malpighiales, Euphorbiaceae. Gene Ontology annotation, biological process: translational elongation. The transcript has 8 exons.
AAAACAAUUAUUGAAUUACAGCCCCGUUAGUCCGCGAUACAACCAGGGGAUGAAUUCAACAUCUAUAAAUUCAUGCUCCUCGGGUUAUUUAGAAACCCUAGACUUCACUGGGGCUGUUACUUCCUGCGAGUGUCUGCGCAUUUUUAUCGCUGAAACAAGCCACACGAGUAGCUAGCAAUGGCUGUCACAUUCUAUGAUCUUGGAUCACCGGCUGGCCUCAAGAAGCUUGAUGACUACCUUCUUACUCACAGUUACAUCACAGGGUACCAAGCUUCAAAAGAUGAUGUUACAGUAUAUGCAGCUCUGCCAAAGGCUCCAUCAUCUGAAUAUGUGAAUGUGUCCCGUUGGUACUACCACAUUGAUGCACUCCUAAGGAUUUCUGGUGUAACUGAAGAAGGGUCAGGAGUCACUGUUGAGGGAUCUGCUCCCAUCACAGAGGAGGUAAUUGCAACUCCUUCAGCUAAUGAUUCAAAGGCUGCUGCAGCUGAGGAUGAUGAUGAUGAUGUGGAUCUGUUUGGCGAAGAGACUGAAGAGGAAAAGAAGGCUGCAGAAGAGCGUGCAGCUGCUGUCAAGGCAUCUGCAAAAAAGAAAGAGUCGGGAAAAUCAUCUGUUCUAAUGGAUAUCAAACCCUGGGAUGAUGAAACUGACAUGAAAAAGCUUGAGGAAGCAGUUAGAAGUGUACAGAUGGAAGGAUUGCUUUGGGGGGCAUCCAAGCUUGUACCUGUUGGAUAUGGCAUAAAGAAAUUGCAGAUUAUGCUAACCAUUGUGGAUGACUUGGUGUCUGUUGACAAUCUCAUUGAGGAACAUCUGACAGUUGAACCAGUGAAUGAGCAUGUCCAGAGCUGUGAUAUUGUGGCUUUCAACAAGAUAUAAUUUGAGGAUCCAUUUCACUGGGACAAGGAUGCAGGAGAGGUUUCUACCAGUGAAAGAUCAUGUAUUUGGAAGACAUUAUAUAUUAUUUUUGACCUUCCCUUACAUUGUUGCUGAAGAACCUAUUUAAGUGUUGUUUCUUCGUUGUGAAUUCUUGACCCUGUUAAAUGGUUGUUUAUUGUUAGUA